GUUCUUUUUCAACUUUAGUGGAUAAAAUAUAUUGUAGAAAUUCGUUACUGCACACAAUUAUAUAACUCGAUUUAGUUCAGUGAAGGUCAAGCUAACAUUAAUAAAAAACAUGUCGAGAAUGUCACGUAUGUCGGUGGCGGAGCGGCCCUCGUCAAGACCCUCAAAAGCAGUGGUCUCCAAAAAGGCACCGCCUCGAGACCGGUCCUACGAUGACGAUGCUUUCGUUCAACUCUUCGCCCAUCGCGGGGGCCGUGACAUUAUAAUUAUGGAUGCCCAGGGGUCGCCUCUGCGUUCCACCUCCUCCCAGAAGCGCACUAUCAUGUAUGUCAGCAACCUGAAACCGCUGCUAUUUAUGGCCCGGAAUGUGGUCAGGGAUCUGGAUCCAUCCAAUGAUAUUACCUUUAUGCGUAUUCGAUCUAAUAUCGGCGAAAUCCACAUGACAUUGGGAACCGAUUUCAAUAUGAUUGUUAUUCAGAGAUUCCGCCGAAAGUUUGGAACCAAGCAAUAAUUUGUUUUAUUUCUCAAUUAAAUUUAAUGCAAGCAACUAAA
Drosophila bipectinata is the source of this 549-nucleotide messenger RNA. Its product is annotated as dynein light chain roadblock-type 1. Gene Ontology annotation, cellular component: cytoplasmic dynein complex; cytoplasm; centrosome. Gene Ontology annotation, molecular function: dynein intermediate chain binding. The record is from RefSeq and is a predicted model, not a curated record. Gene Ontology annotation, biological process: microtubule-based movement. Lineage: Eukaryota; Metazoa; Arthropoda; Insecta; Diptera; Drosophilidae.